AAAAGAGUCAAUGCAAUUUUACAUGAUUUCAAUAGGCAAAUACUAACCCAUAACUAGUUAGUUUGGGGAAGAAAUUUUAUCACAUGGGAAUUCCAUGUGUUCCCUUGGAGUUGGACUUUUUACCAACAGUGUCAACUGUGCCUUCACCUGUUCUUAGUCUCCCAGUCACAAAACCAUUCUUAAAUCAUCUAGAACCUCCAUUUUUGUCAAGUCCAAAGCAAAUUCGACACUUCCAUUCGCCCUUAUUGAUGAGAGAACCAUACCCUCUUCAAGAAAUCAAAGAUUAGAAGUAUCUGUAGCCGCAGAAGCCGUCGCUGCCGACAUACCCACGGAAACUGAAACUUCGUUCUCCGAAACCCCACAAGAAACUGAGGUUGAAACUUGAAAUUAGAAAUCGCCCCACUUCGCUUCCCGAAAUAUGCGUUGCCUGUAUGUUCUUGUUUUUUGGACAUUAGGCGUUCUGGGUUCUGCAGAAAGUUAGGUUGAUGGUUAAGCAAGUGCAGAAGCCGAGAUUGGUACUGAAGUUCAUAUGGAUGGAGAAAAACAUUGGGCUUGCUCUUGAUCAAGUGAUUCCUGGGCAUGGGAAGAGCUCAAGGCCACUCUAGAAAGCAAGACAUGGAUAUCCCAGAAGAAGAUGAUUAUCCUUCUUAAUUAGGCUACCGAUAUCAUCAAUCUCUGGCAGCAAAGUGGCGGCAAUCUUACCUAAACUGCAAUUAAUGUCGGUAUUUGUGUUUUCAUGUAUGACACUGGUGUAUCACGUUCAUGGCAGAUGUAAUAUCAUAGCUGAGCAUUUUGUCUAAAGCUUGCUAUGAAUUAUGCUCCCUUGCUCUUGCUUCCACAUCUAAUUCUACAUUU
Molecule: messenger RNA, 855 nt
Organism: Rubroshorea leprosula
Lineage: Eukaryota; Viridiplantae; Streptophyta; Magnoliopsida; Malvales; Dipterocarpaceae
Source: the annotation of a GenBank genome assembly